AUGGACAAGGAACUCCAACCCACGGACCAAGAAUACGCCCUUCACUCCAACCUACUUCACCAAUUCACCGCCAUCCCCACCGUCGACAAGGCAUGGCUCUUCAACUCCCACUCCGGCUUGGCUUCGCAGGGAAUGUUCUGCGUUAGUCAACCCAACCUUUUGGCCAACAAGAGGAAGAAGUCCAUCAUCUCCGCUUCCGUAAUCAGAGAAAACGACGGCUCCGUAUCGUUUCAGUGGCCUCCAUUUCCAAUCGAAAUGUCUGGAGUCUCCGCAAUGGUUCCGUCGCCUUCUGUCUCCAAGCUGCUAAUUGUUCGGAAUCCCGAGACUGAAGGUCCUUGCCGCUUUGAAAUUUGGAGCUCCUCUCAAUUGGAAAAGGAGUUCCAUGUCCCUCAAUCCAAGCACGGUUCUGUGUACACUGAUGGAUGGUUUGAGGGGAUCUCUUGGAAUUUGGAUGAAACUUGUAUAGCGUAUGUAGCUGAAGAGCCAGCCCCUGCAAAGCCCACAUUCAAUGAUCUGGGUGACUACAAGAAAGGUGAUUCUUCAGACAAGGAUUGUGGUACCUGGAAAGGUCAAGGAGAGUGGGAGGAGGAGUGGGGAGAGACAUAUGCAGGGAAGAGGCAGCCUGCUCUUUUUGUCAUUAACAUUACCAGUGGAGAGGUACAGGCCGUCAAAGGAAUUGACCACUCUUUGAGUGUUGGACAAGUUGUGUGGGCUCCAUCAAGUGAAGGCUCUGUGAAUUAUUUGAUUUUUGUUGGAUGGUCAUUUGAGACAAGAAAACUUGGUAUUAAAUACUGCUAUAACAGGCCGUGUGCAUUAUAUGCUGUUAAGGCACCGCAGCAUGAGUCAAAAGAUAAUAAAACUGAAACACGCUCAACUGAAGAUGUUCAGGCUGUUAACCUAACUCAAAAUAUAAGUAGUGCUUUCUUUCCGCGGUUCAGCCCAGAUGGAAAUUUUCUUGUAUUUGUAUCUGCAAGUAGUUCAGUUGAUUCUGGAGCCCAUUCUGCUACAGAUUCACUUCAUAGAAUUGAUUGGCCUAAUGAUACGAAGCUUUAUCAAUCUUGUAAAAUUCAUGAAGUGAUUCCAGUUGUGUUGUUUGCGGAGGAUGGCAACUUUCCUGGGCUUUACUGUUCAAAUAUCCUCAGUGAUCCAUGGCUUUCUGAUGGCCAGAGAUUGGUUAUAGCUUCUGUCUGGCACAGCAAACAAGUUUUACUUUCCAUCAAUGUGUUGAGUGGAGAAAUAUUGCGGAUCACCCCUGCCGACUCUAAUUUCUCUUGGAGUCUCCUUACAUUGGAUGGGGACAAUAUUCUUGCCGUUUCUAGCAGUCCAGUUGAUGUUCCUCAAAUCAAGUAUGGGACUAUUGUUAAAAGUGCAACUAAUAAUAAUGAAUGGAGUUGGUCAGAUGUCUCAAAUCCUAUAUUUAAGUGCUCAGACAAGGUUAGAUCCUUGGUCUCCUCUCAUACUUUCAGUGUAAUGAAGGUCCCAGUCAAGGAUGUUUCUGAAAGCUUAACAAAGGGUGCUAGUCAACCUUAUGAAGCUAUAUUUGUGUCAUCAAAAACUAUGAAAAGUGAUGCAUGUGAUCCACUAAUUGUAGUCCUUCAUGGGGGACCGCACUCUGUCUCAUUGUCAAGCUUUUCAAAGCCAUUGGCUUAUCUUUCUUCCGUUGGAUAUAGCUUGUUAAUUGUGAAUUACAGAGGCUCAAUUGGAUUUGGUGAGGAAGCCUUGCAAUCUCUUCCGGGAAAAGCUGGCUCUCAGGAUGUCAAUGAUGUGCUCACUGCUAUUGAUCAUGUCAUUAACCUGGGACUUGCCAGUCCUUCAAAGAUUGGAGUGCUUGGUGGCUCACAUGGUGGCUUUCUAACAACCCACUUGAUUGGCCAGGCACCUGAGAAAUUUGUUGCAGCAGCUGCUAGAAAUCCUGUGUGUAACCUUGCCCUGAUGGUUGGUACAACUGAUAUCCCUGAUUGGUGCUAUGUGGAGACAUAUGGGACCAAGGGUAGGGAUAAGUUCACUGAAGCACCUUCGGCAGAGGAUCUAACUCUAUUUUACAGCAAAUCUCCUAUUUCACACCUCUCAAAGGCAAAAACGCCAACGCUUUUUCUACUAGGUGCCAAAGAUCUCCGUGUUCCAAUUUCGACUGGAUUACAAUAUGCUCGGGCUUUAAGGGAGAAAGGAGUACCAACUAAAGUCAUCGUCUUUCCAAAUGAUGUUCAUGGAAUUGAAAGACCACAAUCCGACUUUGAAAGCUACCUUAACAUUGCGAUCUGGUUCAACAAGUAUUGCAAAUGA
Molecule: messenger RNA, 2283 nt
Organism: Sphenostylis stenocarpa
Lineage: Eukaryota; Viridiplantae; Streptophyta; Magnoliopsida; Fabales; Fabaceae
Source: the annotation of a GenBank genome assembly